Labeo rohita (rohu) is the source of this 3271-nucleotide messenger RNA. RefSeq names its product Kv channel-interacting protein 1-like. Lineage: Eukaryota; Metazoa; Chordata; Actinopteri; Cypriniformes; Cyprinidae. The record is from RefSeq and is a predicted model, not a curated record. Gene Ontology annotation, molecular function: calcium ion binding; transmembrane transporter binding; potassium channel regulator activity. The transcript is spliced from 8 exons. The coding region runs from base 452 to 1129 and encodes 225 amino acids. Gene Ontology annotation, biological process: regulation of potassium ion transmembrane transport. Gene Ontology annotation, cellular component: voltage-gated potassium channel complex.
GGGACUCUGACAUUCUUUAAUUAUUCAUUUUUUUCUUUUCUGUCCUUCUUGCGCUUUUUCUUUGGAGAAGCAAGGACACAAAGUUCCCCCCCUCCCCUUUUUUUUUGGAAAGUUGGACUUAUAUGGAGUCUUUUCAUGGUGUUUUAUUGAGUGGCUCCUUCAUUGAUUUCUGGGCAUCCUUUAUCUGAGCGGAAACCGAGCUCUCUGGAGAAGGAACCGGAUUUCACACUGUAGAAGAAAAUCAAACACUUUUCUCAUCUGUAGCUUAUUUUCAGUCAAGUUUGUGGAUGUAACUUUUGCUUCCUUACAGUUGAUUCUCUGAGGUCCUGGGUUUUGGUUCUCCUUCCUGAUGGUCCCAUUUAACUCUGCUCCUUGACUGUCCGAUCUGUUUUUGAGCUGAAUACUGAACUAGUUUGGACUUAACCGGCUCGCACCCAGAGGCACUGUGAGGAUGUCCGGCUGUGCCAGACGCUGCAAACACGGGUUAGUGAAGUUUGCUCUGUCUGUGAGCAAACUGGUGACGGGAACACUUAUUAAAGAUAAGGUGGAUGAUGAUCUGGAGCUGUCUAUGGUGUGUCACCGUCCCGAGGGUUUAGAGCAGCUGGAGUCACAGACAAACUUCAGCAAAAAAGAGCUGCAAGUGCUCUAUAGAGGCUUUAAAAACGAGUGUCCCAGUGGUGUGGUCAACGAGGAUACGUUCAAACAGAUCUACUCGCAGUUCUUUCCUCACGGCGAUGCUAGCACAUACGCACAUUACCUGUUCAACGCCUUUGACUCUUCCCACAAUGGAUCCAUCAAAUUUGAGGACUUUGUAACAGCUCUGUCCAUCUUGUUGAGAGGAACAACAACAGAGAAGUUACAGUGGACCUUCAACCUGUACGACAUUAACAGAGACGGUUAUAUUAAUAAAGAGGAGAUGACUGAUAUAGUGAAAGCCAUAUAUGACAUGAUGGGCCGCUUCACGUAUCCCGCUCUAAAGACAGACACUCCCAAACAGCAUGUAGAUGCUUUCUUUCAGAAAAUGGACAAGAACAGAGAUGGAGUUGUCACUCUUGAUGAGUUUAUUCUCUCCUGUCAAGAGGAUGAAAACAUCAUGCGGUCACUGCAGCUCUUUGAGAAUGUCAUAUAGAGCCACAAGAAGAAAGAAACCAAUGAACUGUUGAACCCCAUCAAAAAAAAAAGGAGGAACAACUUUUACCCCAAUCACCAUGGUUGCAGUUUGACAUCACCUUGUUACCAUGGCAACAUGCCGACUGUUUGAUUUACGUGCCGGGAACCCGACGUGUCCUUUAAACCCUGGUGUUUGACCUCGUUCUGUUGCAAAUGUGAGAUUCAUAUGUCUAUAACCAAAAAAGAUACUAGUUAAAAAAGCAUGUCAGUAAUUGUGUUAAAGACCCAGUGGUUUUCCAAGAGGUCCUGUAGAAGCCAGCUGAACUCUUCCCAUGGGACUGAAUCUACUGUGAGGGAUUUGAAAAUACAUUACCGAUACCUGAUGCAUUUUAACCUGUUCAUGGUGGAUUUUAGGUACAUUUUUUGCUGAACAACAUCCGAUACACUCAACCUGUGACUAGUUCUUAUCGUAAGACCAUUUUAUGUGUCCGUCAUUUAGGUAUAAAUGCUAAUCCAGUAGUAUAACCAGUGGUUUUUUCAUGAACCGACCAAUCAGCAGUCAUUAAACCGGCUUGUCUGUGUUACACUGUGUUUGUUUUGGACAGUAUUUGUCUUGUGCUCGUGCAUCUCGUCAUCCUGUCCAUCACUGCUUGCUGUUCGUGUCCAUUAUUAGUGAUAUAGUCAGUAUUCGUCACUUGUCCCCUGUUGGCUUGUGAUUGCUCUUAACCCCCGCCUACUCAGAUAUCUGCUUUCUGAUUGGUCUGUUUGUCUGUCAGUCAGUGUCAUCGGGAGAAGAUCUGACGUCCAGGUCACAUUUCAUCCCAGUAUCCUCAAUAUGUGGUUCUUAUUAAUGAAUUACAGUGAUUUUAUGCAAAUACGCAUACAUAUAAAGGCAGCAAAUUCUUAUUUCUUAUGAUUGUAGGGUGAAAUGUGACUUUGAUUGACAGGUGCCGUAGCAAACUUUAGCAGCCACUAUAUUUUUGUUUGUGUUAAACUAAUAUAAAAUCAUUUUGUUUUAUUUUUUAUUGCGUGAAAGCUGUGAAUUGCCAAAACGUAGUACUGUUUUAUGCAGCCAUAAUGCCACCUUACUGUGACAUAAUUUAAGAGAGCAAAAAAAUGAAUGAAAUUAAUUAAAAGACAGCAAAUAAAAGAUUUAUAUAACUGUUUGCUUUGUCUCAACAAAUGCAACUCAACAUAAAUGACAUACACAAUUCAACUGCUCCGUAAUCAAAUGUAUUUCUGAGUGAAAUGGGAUAUUAGUUGUGGCCUAAUGGUUAGAGAGUUGGAUUUGUAACCCAAAGGUCACAGAUUCAAUUCCCAUGAGAGUUGAAAAAUAGUGGAAAUAUUUUUAAUUUAGUAAAAUAUAUAUAUAUUUAUAUAUAUAUAUAUAUAUAUAUAUAUAUAUAUAUAUAAAAGGUUACCGGUUCAAUUUUCAGCAUUGGAUGACAGUAUGUAUAUAUAUAUAUAUAUAUAUAUAUAUAUAUAUAUAUAUAUCAUUUUUUAAUUGUCAUCCAAUGUUGAGAAUUAGGAAAUUAAAUUAGGAAUUAUAUAAUUAUAUAUAAAUUAAGGAGAUAUUUUUUAAAUAUAUUUAAAUAUAUUUCAAAAAUUAAAAUAUAUAUAAAUAUUAAUAAUUAUAUAUCAUUUUAUUAUUUUUUAAAAUAUAUAAAAUAUCAUAAUAACAUGAACUAAUACUUCUGUGCCAGGAAGCAUAAGCCAUCAUGUUAAAAAGUGUGUUGAAACCUGUGUUUCUCACAAUCACAAUCACAAACAGUCCUGGCAGACCCAAUUAUGCUCUGAAAACCAUAGUACUGCUGUUUUUAUUCAUUUUCGGCUCAUUUUUGAUCAUGUUAUGAUGUGUUUUUGAACAAUCACUGUGCCGGUACAGCAUUAUGAGUUUAAAAUAAAUGAUAUUUGAUUUAUUACACACAUUGUAUAUUUAAUACUCUGCAAAGUGGGCCUGAAUGAUCAAAUUUGGAGCGGCAGUGUCUCAGAGAGUUAUAUAAAAACUGUGUAUUGUAUAAAGUACAGGGACGAUUAUUUUUCGAGGACGGAGAGACAGACGGUCAAUCAGACAAGACAGAUUGAGAAGACGUGAAGCUUAAAUAUCCUCUUGUUGAAAUGUUGUAUAAACUAUUUAACAAUAAAAUUUUCAAUGCAUAAU